Exophiala mesophila is the source of this 3808-nucleotide messenger RNA. RefSeq lists its product as uncharacterized. The record is from RefSeq and is a predicted model, not a curated record. The transcript has a single exon. NCBI's taxonomy places the organism in Eukaryota, Fungi, Ascomycota, Eurotiomycetes, Chaetothyriales, Herpotrichiellaceae. Gene Ontology annotation, molecular function: protein binding. Bases 426 to 3632 code for a protein of 1068 amino acids.
CGUCUGAUCAUCUGCGAUAUCUGGUCCUUGCCAACUCUAAGCCUACGAGCCCUGACAAUAAUUAAACUACUGGCACUGCAUUUCAUUGGGUGACGCACGUGCUCAUGCUCAUUUCAAGCAACCGGCUUCCAAAAGUCUCUCUCGAGUCUCCAUUCUCCAGUCGCUCCUUCCCCAACUUGCAUCAUCGUACUUGAACGUGGUGUGCCUGCCGUCUCUGUCUUCAACUUGGUCAAACAUCAAAGCCUCACUUUUCCCUCUCGCAUCUACCAUAUCUGAUCCCUCGUCGCCAUCACAGUGCAGACACCUGCAGAGUGAUUAUUCUUCUGGCACACAUGCCUGAGCUGCCCCGCACUUAGGCCCUCCUCUUCUCGAGGCUGAAAUCGACGCGCCAUCAUGCCAUCGUGUUUAUACUUUUCCCCUCCAACAUGAAACCCGAUGUGCCGCCAUCAUACGAGAGCGCCAUCAGCCGCGAAGCCUGGACGGUUAUUGCGCCGUGGAUACCUUCUAGCGACUUGUGUUCGGCCUGCCUCGUCUCUUGCAAAUGGUACUCCAUCUUUGUCCCCUUCCUCUGGGGUGAUCCUGCUUCCCACUUCGGUAUCGAGAACGACGCCGUAUAUGUCGCCCUCACUCGGUUCAAACGCUCCUUGCGCAAGGCUAGACUCAGCACUCGCGGCUUGACACAUACCCUUCAUCUUCCUCCUGCCCUAGGCGAGAUCUAUGGGGGUCCACAUCCCACAUGGCUGCGCGAAGUUCUCGAGCAUUUGCCCAACCUACAGUCCUUGAUCGUCUCCAGCCUCCCCUUCUUCGACCACCAUAGCCUAGUCGCCCUCAGGUCCACCGGCAUCAACAAGAGAUCGUCUCAAGGGGAAGAUAAUACUCUACCUGCCUUUGGCCUCAAACUAUUGUUGGCCUCCAAUGAGCGCAAUACUACCUCUCUCGGGUUGAACAUCGCUAUAUCUCGCUUUCCUUACCUUGUCUAUCUUGACCUUUCCUACACCACUCCCGCCAGAGACGCCGCUGUCUUGGCUUCCCUCUCAAAUCUGCAUGAUCUCCAAGUUCUCAAGUUGAGAGGCGUUGGGAUGAAAGAUGGCGAGGCUGAAGUUCUGGCCAAUUCCAUUGGCAUCAGAGUGCGUUUAUUGGAUCUGCGGGACAACCUCCUCACCGACAUGGCUGUGAGAUCUCUGAUGCAAGCCUGCUUCCUUCCCUCAGAUGCUGCAUUCUCCAAUUCGUUGAAUGUCGAAGACUGGCCCGUGGGUAUGGCGCCUGGUCCAGACUUUUUCAGUCUCGAUGCCUUGAGGAGCGAGGAACUCGACCACGAAUUGCUCAAACAACUCACGAGGCCUCUGACGGGAAGACUGGCAUUUGAGGAUAUCCCCCAUCGAGGUCUGACCCAUUUGUACAUUUCGGGCAAUCGUUUGUCUGUUGAGGGCCUGUCUAGUUUGCUGAAAUCUGAACGACUUCAUAUCCUUGACGGCGGCACCGUCGACACAGUCAAAACAAUUGCCCGGACCAUGUCCCCCUACUCUGAAACAGGUUAUAUCGAUGAAGUCCGUUUUCCCGGCGCCGAGAAACUCAUUCCUGUUCUGGCAAAUUCUGCCAGCAAGAAUUUGACCUAUUUACGAGUCGAUCAUGCCUUGGUCUCUGCCAAACUGGAUACCCCAAAAGAGCCCGCUAAGCCCAAGGGAUCGGCUGUCGAGCUUGUCGGGUCGCAAUCGGUAGUACCAGAGUUGCCCACGGAAGAACGAUCUAUCGUUGAGGCACCAGCUCCCGCUCAUUACGCCACAGAGCUACCUGCAAAUGACCAGAUAUUUGAACUCGAUGCAACUCCUGCUUUGCCGAGGCAAGAAUUGGUGGGUGACAUGAUUUAUUUUGCCCUCAGUCCACCUGUGGGAGACAAGCCGGCCGACAGUGGCCCCGAUCCCGCCGAACAAACGAGUCCUGUCAAGGGUGAAGGGCCAUAUGCUCCGGAAGUGGUUGAAGAUUACAAUCAUGAAAAUGACACAGUACAUGACGGAGAUCCUCACCCUGCAGAAGAGUCUGAAAUCUCGGACGACACGGGAACUCACAGUACCGUCCGGUCAAUACUUUCCCCCGUAUCUCCUCUCGUUUCACGUCCAAGUCCUGCCCAUGGUAGUUUCACGCCUCUGGAUGCCACGUUGAAUGGACAACAAGGAUCUGGCGCUCUACUAGAUCUCGCAAAGGCAGCCGCAUCAACUCAUCAGUCCUCGACGAUGUCUUCAGGCCCAAUCAAACAAGCCGGUUUGGCCCCUGCUCCCACGACCCCAUCCUCUAACGUUCAGCGCCUGGCAAGGAUCGAGACUCUUCUCCAAAAGCGCCCGACAGGGUUUCCAAGUAAAUCAGUGCAGCCAGGUCAACCUCUCCCUAAGCUCACAGCUCAAGCGCUCAGAACGCUUCAUCCGUGUCUGCUCCCGAACUUGAGGACCCUGGUCUUGACAAAUGUGCCUACCAGUGUACCAAAGUCCUCCACCAUUAUUGAGGCCAUUAAAGCAUUUGUUUCCGCCUGUGCUGACGAGUCUGCUCUCUCUCAUCUACUUGCACGAACCGACUACUCCUUACCACCGGGCCGUGCUCGCCACAUGGCUGAAGUCGAGCAUGCACGGUCUCUUUUUGCCCUACGGACCAUCAUACUAGAAAUGGAACAGCCAGGCUCCAAGCAAUCAGAGGCACAACAGCGCAGUUGGCAGCAUUCGAGACAACGUCUCAGCAUGUCCAAGUCUUCCACGGGAGACAUGGACUCGGAAGCACUAUGGUCUGCCGCUGAGAAUGACUUUUCCUUCUUUGGAGCAGAAGGAGAAGAGCAAGACGAAUGUGGGAUUUACCAGCACGACCCCGACAAAUAUUUCCCCACGGCCCAUUUUGACGACAAAAUCCUUCUGGGCCCCGACGACAGCGGCUCUGGUGUACUUGACAGUGGCGCUAGUAGUCCACGAGGUAGUCUUCAUGGGGGCUAUCAUGGGACACUCAGUCCGUUCAGCAUGAAUUACGGCAAUCUCAAAAGCCCGAGGAACCUGCCAUUAGGGAGAAACAGGAGAAUGAGCGGCGAGAGCCAGCGGAGUGGGAUUUCAAUGUCUCAUGAUGGAACAAGGCAGGUAACAGCAGAGAUGCCAGGUGGGUUUACAUCACCAGAUCUCAGGCAGCACAGAUUGGCUCCUCGGUCAGUGCCUGCCGUGGCGGUCCAGGACCUAGAACCAGAGGAGGAAAAGGUUGACGUUGUCGCUGAGCUAGCGGCAUGGCGAAAAGAGCGGAAGAAGGCAUACGAUGAUGAGGUGAUGAGACAGCGGCUGGCUCGCGACCACUCGGGAAACGGUACCUUCAACAGCUCAACCCCGGGAAAUUCACGAUCUUCACCAUCGAAUGGCCCCAGAGGUUACGGGUACGGCUAUGAUGACGGAGCAACCUCAGCAACGACACAAUUUCGUGCGCCAACUUCAUCGCCUCAACCGCCCACCAUGACGGCUAGAACGAACGGCGACACGGAUGUUGACAUGCGGCUCAUCGAGGGACAUUGGAAAGGGGAGAUCAAGGUGGUGAGAAACCCGACUCCCAAGGGAAGAACAGGCGUGGUUGACAUGUAUGGAAACUAUUUUGAAAAAGGAUAUUUGUACCCGUGAUGUCAUGGAAGAUGUUGACGAGCACCAUGAUUUGUUGAUUGUACAUGCCUGACGCUGGAUCACGAUACAUGAGGUCUAGAAGCAGCCUUUUGGAAACAUGACCUACAGCCAAGGAAGAUAAUGACGAUAAUUAUAAGAUUGCAUAAUGCUUAUUAUAUUCUGUACCACAAGUCGCU